UGCCUGGGAUACAAGCAACUGAGAGAUACAGGGAGAACAGUACUAGGUAGUAGGUCCGCUUUAUCCCCAAUAAUUUAAUCAUGUGAGUGAUUAAAUAAGCCUUUUUUAUCAAGAUGGAGUCGGGUUUUCAGGGGACAUAGUUGAUACCGAGGCGCCGUGCAGGCUGCUUACGAGAAGGAAUGCACAGAGGUAGUCAUUUUCCCGGACUAGGGUGGUCGGAGGAACGGCCCCCGCAAUGAGAGCCGCUAACGUUAGCUAGCUAGCGAAAGAGAAGGACUUCCUGAUGAUAUUUCCAAAAUAAGAAAAGCUCCGACGAGAAAAUGAUUCAUUUGCUUAAAUUUAUUGACAUGGUACAUUUAUUGAUACACUUAAACGUCUCACUAAGGAAGACAUGAGGGGUCUCUGGGUAUGUUGCAACGAUUCGUAGUAUUUAUUUUAUAAAUACGCAAGACCGACACACCUACUGCUUUUACUUUGAAGUGAAAACGACCGUGUUCCCAGCGCACCGGUUGUUAGCACUUGUUAGCUUGACACGUACAAGAAGGGGUGAAGUUACCAGCCUUGAACCAAAACAAGACUUUACAUCCUGUGGUGGACAACGCCGCCUCGGUGUGAAUGGGACCUACCUCGUCUCACUGUGUUUUUCGAGUCAAAUGCCUUUUAAACCGGAGUGUCCGUCGUUGGUUUAAAAUUGGAGCCCCGGUGGAAAUUACGGUUUGCCGUGGAAGAUCAACAUGCACUGUCCAACCCUGACAAACAAGAAGAAGCUCUUGUAGCUGGAGGAGGAACGCCUGCCCUAACUUUUCCUCCUCCUCUUCCGGCCCCCCCCCGGGAUCAAUGACGGGACCCAACUCCCCGAGCCGCUCCGGCACGUCCCCGGCCAAGCUGAGCAGGCAUGGCCGGUCCAAGAGCAGCAGCUCGCACUGCCUCCUCCGCUGCAGCACCACCCAGGACGAUUCCUCCACCUCUCCCCCCAACAACGGCUCCCGGUCCCCUGGGGAGGAAGAGGAGAAGGACGGAGGGGUUCUCUUCUACGUUAACAGGUCCGGUUUUCCCAUCGAGAGCGUAACCUGGGAGAGGAUGUGGUCCCAUGUGGCUGCUGUGCACCCUGAGGGUCAGGAGAUGGUGGACCGGAUACAAAAUGCUGCAUACCUUCCCAAGCAUCCGAUCCCCUCAGUCCCAACCUUCAAACCGUCCAUGUCGGUCCCAGAUUGGCUGGUGGCCAUCCAGAACUACAUGAAGGCUCUGCAAUACAACCACACAGGAACCCAAUUCUUUGAAAUCAAGAAGAGCCGUCCACUGUGUGGGUUAAUGGAGACAGCAAGAGAGAUGAUCAGAGAGUCUUUGCCAAUCAAAUGUCUCGAAGCCGUCAUCUUGGGAAUCUACCUGACCAACGGGCUGACGUCUCUCGAGCGUUUCCCCAUCAGCUUUAAGACCCAGUUUUCGGGCCACUGCUUCCACCACGUUGUGCUGGGCGUCUACUGUAAUGGCCGCUAUGGAUCACUUGGCAUGAGCCGCCGCCAGGACCUGAUGGACAAACCACUGACACACCGCACACUGGGAGAACUGGUGGCCGAGUUCGAGAGCUCCUACAAGAGAUACCAGCACACUCUGAAGAAGGUGAAGAUUGGCCUGUAUGUGCCUCACGACCCCCACGUCUUCCAGCCAAUCGAGUGGAAGCAUUUGGUGCUGAAUGCUGCCCGACUGGGAGCUCAGGAGAUGAGGAAGGAGCUGGAGAAACACGGACGGGACAUGAGGAUGAAGAUCCUUAAAUCGUCUAGUGCCCAGUCCCCAAUCAAGGAGCGGAGCCGGGGAAAAUCCUUGUCACCACGGCGACGACAGAGCAGCCCCCAGCGACGCUUCACGCGCAGAGACAAAUCGCCAGCCUCGGUGGAGAGGAAACCUCCGGAGCUCAGCACUCUCAACGACGGCUACCAGAUCCGCAUCUGAUCCUCUACUUCACCUCCCAAUCAUCCCAAAUCCGUCCAACCUUCUCCGCCACCCUGAUCCUAAAAGCUCUCUACUUGCCACCAACGCAGGAGAGGAGUCCCUGCAGCUAGAGCGAUUUUAAACAGACAAAUUGAACACAAAAAUACGUUUCCAAAACCUUUCUGCACUGGAACAGGAAGAACUUCUUUAAAGCAGAGGAAUCAGACAAAAAGAGGCUGGUUGGUCUGGUUUUUAUACCGGUUUACCCAAGCAAUGAAUCCUUGACAACCGCCUUAUCAUCACACACCUGAGAGUGGCUGCUCUUCGUCUUUCCCACUGACACAUUUCAGUCGUGUAGCUGAAGCACUUACUCUGACCUGAGAUAAGAUCAGAAGAAGUGAUAUCAAUGUAUUUUCUAGGUUUACAUUUCAAUCAGCCGUUGUGUCCUUUGUGACAACAGAUGUAACCGAGUAUUUCUAUGACCCCAUCAGUGACAACGUGUCGCAGAAAAGAGCUACAACAUGAAGUGAGAGAGAAGAAAGGCUUAAUACAAAUGAGUGAACAUAUUCCUAUGUGAUCAAGAGACAGGUAGCUAUGAUGGAAGAGUGACAACAAAAACAUGUUGGCUUCUCUUUGCACUGAACACAACAAAAAAAACCAAUUCAUGUAUUGGUGCUUUUUGGCAUGUUGUCCUGUAAAAUGAUUGGUUAGCCUAAUCCUAAUUUCACUUCUAUAGCACAAUUUUACUUCUGCAGUUAAUGUAUUUUCUUAAGGGAUGGGAGUGAGGAUGAUUUUCAUUUUGUUGUCAGUUUUCCAACAUGGCAGAGGCUGCAGGGACACAGAUCAGAAGGAAGCAGAUUCAAAGGUGUCUGUGUUGUUAUCCCACUUUAUUCUCACAUGCCUGCUCAACUGCUGCAACACUUAAGAAAAAGAUCACUAGAAUAAUGUUCACAAGUAAUGCUUCAGUUACACUUUUGACUUUCCCAAAAAAACUUGAACCACCCGCAGCUUAAAUGAGAUGACUAAGUAGGCUUCCACAUGCAGAUUCUAUCGAUAAGAGUGGACGAGUGUAGAAUAAGGAGAGGGCGUUCGAUAACUUAUGCAGAAAUGAGAGGAGAGUUAAAACGAAGCAAAGAGUUGAAAAGGAGUAAGGAGAGAGAUGAUUCACUGCAGAAGACCAGUGAAGGAUCAUUAGAGCACUGCGGCAAACCUCCUGCCUUCCCUCCCUUCUCAUUUUCCUCUUCCUCUGCCCUCUGUUGACACAUUACUGAAUACAUAACCACAGCCCUGUUUCCAUCCAAGCCUUGUGAAAGCUAGAAAGAAAGCAAAAUCAAACACAAAUGAGAAGUUUAAAUGAAAUUAAAGAUGUUUUUAAAGUGGGGUUGUAUGAAGUACUUACAGUCAGUGUAUUAAAUUAAAUUAAUUUGGAGAAGGAGACCGGAGUCCCGACAUGGAAGCUAAGACACAUACUGGUGUGGACGGGGGCAGCAGGUAAACGUACUUUAGACACCUAAAAAAAUCAGUUUAGCUAUAUGCUAUUUUUUCAAAACUUGACCUUGCUGUCAGACUGCCCCUUCCGACUGAAGCCUUCGUAUCAUCUAUGCUUUUUUUUUAAAGCCAGACAUUUUUGACAAAAACAGAAAUUUGACCUCGCAGAACACAGAAGUCGCUGGUCUACUGCUGCCACCAUCGGUUAGGUUGUGUGUGUUGUUGUGUGACUCUGGCAUUUUAAAGUGCCCGGCCCAUCCACACGCUGCAGAGCAGAGGGGGGUCUGGCUAGUCCACACAGUAUUUUGGGAUGGGAGAAAAAACUCUGCUCUGAUCUUUGGUGGCGCUUCGCUCCACAGAGUGCCACUGUACAUAAAGUUUUGCGAUAGAAAACCCAGACUGGAGAGAUAGUCUAGCUAGCCGUCUGGAUUUACCCUGCAGAGAUCUGAGGACCAGGUAACCAUAGUCCUCAGAUUGGACAGAUAGUCUAGCUAGCCGUCUGGAUUUACCCUGCAGAGAUCUGAGGACCAGGUAACCAUAGUCCUCAGAAAUCCAUUUGAAAAAGCAAAGAAAGCAAAGGGAAACGGACAUUGGCAAAAAUACAUGCAUCCGGUGGAGUUUCCUGAGGCACCGUAGCAAUGUGGAAGUGGAACAUCAAGGAUAUUGACUAGUUAUACACUGACGAUGGAGAAGUACUUCAUACAACCUCACUUCAAUGUUAUGUACUAAAAUUCAAUUACUAGUAAUUCCCCAAAAAACUUAGCAGACGGCCAGUGGAGCUUCGAAUGUGUUGACCAAGCUCCGCUGUAGCCGACCCAUGUGUUCACACAGUAAACUAACAUGAUUUCGGUCUGCUGGCUGCUGCCUUUACAGCUGUUCCACUAACAGCUGGAAUAUCAAAUCACUUCGCUGGUCCGAGCUCAGCUGCAGCCAGUUUGUCCACUUAGGCAAACAAGCAGUGAAGGCAGAUGUUGUUGGCUCAGUGAACACUCUGUAACAAAGGCCUCAUUCAAGACAGAUUUAUCAGGCUGAGGGAUUUAUCACUCUCUGCACGCUGUCAGCGGAUAUUAAAUAAAAGCGGUCAGGACCGCGAGGUCAGAAUCCUUAGAGAGCUCCAGGACGAUGCUUUGGUCACCAAAUGACUCCUAUUAUUGAGAUUUAUCAUGUUUUAUUUCAACGAUGAAAUAAUCCCCUUUGCCCUUUGUUUUAAUACUC
Molecule: messenger RNA, 4632 nt
Organism: Etheostoma spectabile (orangethroat darter)
Lineage: Eukaryota; Metazoa; Chordata; Actinopteri; Perciformes; Percidae
Gene: vash2
Product: vasohibin 2
Exons: 9
Coding region: 838-1950 (370 amino acids)
Biological process (GO): regulation of angiogenesis
Cellular component (GO): cytoplasm
Source: RefSeq, a predicted model, not a curated record